AUGGUUUAUGGACAACCUAUCAAGUUGCCGGGAAAGUUUUUCGAAAAGCCUAAAAAUAGCUGGGAUACCGAUACGUUUGAAAAAGACCAACAGAAACAGAUGCAACAGUUAAAACCAUUAGAAUCUCGCCGCAAAUCUUCUAAAUCUGUUUUCAUUCACAAAGAUUUGGGCCGUAGUACACACGUCUUCAUACGCAUUGACAGAAUUCGAAAGCCUUUGGAACCACCGUAUAAUGAACCUUUUCUAAUUGUAAAAAGACCUGAUAAGUAUUUCAAUGUUAAAAAUAAGGGCAAGGAUACAAAUGUAUCCAUUGAUAGAUUAAAAUCGGCAUAUCUGCUAACUGAUAUAGACGUUCCUCUUCUGGACUCAGGUCAUGCCCAAACAUUGCCCAACGAAACACUGACGCCAGCAGAUCCAGAAACUGAAAAACAACCACCAGAUCUGUUAAACAAAAAUGUUCAAACAGAAAAAAUUACACGCUCUGGUAGACAUGUAAGAUUUCCAGUGCGUUACAGAGAUUAA
Molecule: messenger RNA, 522 nt
Organism: Argiope bruennichi
Lineage: Eukaryota; Metazoa; Arthropoda; Arachnida; Araneae; Araneidae
Exons: 1
Coding region: 1-522 (173 amino acids)
Source: RefSeq, a predicted model, not a curated record